Messenger RNA from Cladocopium goreaui, 321 nucleotides. The record is from the annotation of a GenBank genome assembly. Lineage: Eukaryota; Dinophyceae; Suessiales; Symbiodiniaceae.
AUGCAGACAUUCUUGGAGGCUGUGCUGCUGGCACACGAGUCUCUACUUGGCUGCUGUCGAAAGCAAGGUUUUCCGGUGGCAACGCUGCCGCAUACGUCGCACUUCCUGCAGCUGCUGCCGCUGGCGGUCCAAUCGACCGCGGGGCGGCGAAGUGGGCUGCAGAUCUUGUGCCACCUAGCAGAGGAAAUGCCUGCAGAGCUACGAUCCUUCCUUGCCACUGAUGAGAAAGCAAGAGCCUGUGCAGUGGAGCUGGUGAAUGCUGGCAUAGCUGGCAGCAAAGUGCAACGACAAGCAGCAGAGAAGGUCCGAUCCAUCUUGUGA